GAUUCCCACCCAGCUGUGAGUAUUCGGAAACCUUGAGGCGGCGUGUGCCCUGCCAGCACUGUCAGAAGUUUAUUUCUAAAAGUUUUUCUACAAUGCGGCCGGUAUUAUUCCUGUUUUAUACCGCCGAAACGGUGGUCAACAUGAUGCUGAUGGGCUUUCAUAUACGCGGCUUCAUGUCACAGGAUCUGAGCUUUCUGCCCGUGUUGGAUCAAGUGACGCACUACUUCUACACAAUCACGCUGUAUAUCUACACGGUGCUGACAAUCUUUGCCAGCAUUAAUGUGUGCACUGGCAACAAGGCCAGCAUAAUGGAGGAGAUCCUGCGCACCCUCACCGGCUGCGUUUUGUAUGUGAUCAUCUCGCUGAUGACGCUGAAGGAUGCCGAAAUGGACUUUCACAUGAUGUACAUUGGCAUGGGAGAUCCCAAGAUGCCGGAGCGGCCUGUGCAUCCAUUCUUUGAGUAUCUACGCUCGCAGGCGGUGGCCGCGUUGGUCUGCAGCAUCAUCUAUCUGCUGCACUGCCUCAUUGUCGUGGAUGUGCUGCUCUCGAAUGAGGAGUACUCUGAUGGGGAAUAUGAUUCUGAUUACGAUGAGGACGACGACAUAGACUAUAUGCCCGUGCGUUUGUAUGUGUUUGGUGAGGCGCUGCAGGAGCGUCUCGAGCGUUAUCGUUGGUUCCGUGAAUUCUCACACGAUCGCCGCAUGACCAUCUAAUGGUUGGACUCCCAAAAACACAUUUACAUUCAGUUCUGUGUGUGUUUUCUUUGCUCUAAUUAAAGCUUGAUUUCCUGCCUCUUUGCCUCCUCUGACGUCAGCGUGUAAGCAACAGUUUUGAGAGCGCCCGAGUGCUGUGCUCCAUUGACGACAAUGUGUCACAGCUAAGCAGCUGUGUGGCCUGGGUGCCCGUGCUCUAGCCAUUGCGCAUGUCCUACGCCGCUCAACCAACCAAGGAAUAAAUCAAUAAUUGAUGGGGUAAAGCGGCAGUCAAGAGCAAGGUGAACGCUGGGUGCGGUGCCUGACUGCCUGACUGCCUGCCUGCCUGCCUGCCUGCCUGCUUGCUGCUUUCAUUCAUAAAACUAAGCGUUCACUUUCCUUUGGUUCGCCCUGCUCUUGACUUUCUCAAGGCUAUUUUUAACGCAUGCCAAGAAGCGACUGCCGACUGCCGGCUGCCGGCCGGAUAUUGAAGCUUCUUAUUUGGUUCUUCUCUCUUUGUGGCUCUACCACAAAACUACGAGUAUUGACCCAAGUCAACACACACAUUUGAUAUGCAAUCAGCCUACACCAUCAAAUGUUUGCCAGUAAGUUUUGCCAAAAGUUGUUUGCACCGCUUGGAAAUUCUUAUUUAAGCGCGGAGGGAACAUGAUGUAAGGCUGUAGAUAUAAGAAAAGGAAUUUAUGUUGGCUCUGUGUUAGUUAAGUUUAAAGUUUAUGUGGGAAAGACUGAACCUGUUAGCUAAAGGAUGUCCAGAAAAUAUUUAAGUCUUACUUUUAAGAAUGUUUUGCAUUGCUGCAGGCAUUGUGGCAGCUUAAACGUAGGCUAAGAGCUAUAUUUGUGUUCAUUAUAACAAAGUUCUGGAGUGCUGGAAUGUGUAUACAAAAGUAUUUAAGCCGUGCUUAAAAAAUGCAUAAAGAAAUGUGUUAGAAGCCAAAUUACACUCUAAUUUA
This is a messenger RNA of Drosophila guanche, 1663 nucleotides long. RefSeq lists its product as uncharacterized. The record is from RefSeq and is a predicted model, not a curated record. The transcript has a single exon. Bases 93 to 713 code for a protein of 206 amino acids. Lineage: Eukaryota; Metazoa; Arthropoda; Insecta; Diptera; Drosophilidae.